Molecule: messenger RNA, 1035 nt
Organism: Hymenoscyphus albidus
Lineage: Eukaryota; Fungi; Ascomycota; Leotiomycetes; Helotiales; Helotiaceae
Source: the annotation of a GenBank genome assembly
AUGUCUCCAUCAACCGUCAACGUCUUGCUGACGUCCUUUCCUGGACUGAAUCUGCCAGCGACUCUGUCAUUACCACUUCGCGCAGACACCACUGUCUCGGAACUUCAAUCACGCAUUCACGAGCGCCUUCCUUCAUACAACGAUCGCCUUAUCCUCACGACCCUUUCAAAUAAACAACUUCCUACAAAGUCAGAUACUUGCGUGUCCGAACUCCUCUCUAGCCCUGAAGAUGAUUUCCUUUCUUUGCGACUCUCGGCGCGAUUAUGCGGUGGCAAAGGAGGAUUCGGAUCGCAACUGCGAGCAGCAGGUGGUCGCAUGUCCUCAAAGCGGAAGAAGACAGGAGACGAGAACGCAUCAAGUCGAAAUCUAGAUGGCCGUCGGUUGCGAACUGUAAAUGAAGCAAAAGCCUUAGCGGAAUACCUGGCCAUCAAACCAGAUAUGGCUAAAAGGGAAAAAGAAGAAAGGAGGAAACGCUGGGAGCAGGUUGUUGAACUGGCAGAGCGCAGAGAGGAGGAGUUGAAAUCAGGAAAUAAGGGAAAGGUCGAUGGCAAAUGGGUUGAGGAUAAAGAGGAAGCAGGCGAGAGAACGCGAGAAGCGGUUUUAGCUGCCAUGAAAUCCGGAAACUACAAGGAUAACUUGGUUGAGACUACUGCUAGACCUUCAGCCUCUGGUAGUUCGGGAAGCGAAGAUGAUGCGAUGGGAGGAACUAGUUCGAAGGAUACAACACCUCCAUCAGACCCAGCUCCCAAGCCCAAAGCCAAGACAUUCUUCGGUUUUGAUGAGGAUGAUGAGUUUAUGAGCGACUCUGACGAGGACGAGGGUGAAGAGGAUGACGAUCAGCCUACAGAACCCGUCCUUCCGGAUGUCAUGGAAGAAGAUGAGGCUCCCGAAGAAGUUGUUGAAGAAGUUAUCGAGAAGGAACCUACGCCCCCUCCAGCAGCCGCUAAAGGCAAAGGGAAGGCAAAAGCAAAAGCGGCUCCUAAAGCCAAAGCAGCGCCGAAAGCGAAAGGAAAGGGAAGAGUCAAGAAAGCUUAA